AUGAAAUAUCUAAUAUUUUAUGGUUCGUUUGUUAUACUUGCUUUUUAUGCUGUAUCAGUUUUGUCAAUCAAAUGUUAUGUGUGUAAAGAACCCGAUAGAAAAUGUCGUGAUCCGUUUCAAAAUGAUACUAUUUUCCUGAAAGAUUGUUCCACAAUCGGCAUGGGUAAUGCUACAAUGUGUCGUAAGUAUAUGUGGGAAAUUGGUGAUGGUACACGAUAUUAUAUGCGUGGGUGUGCUGUACAUGGUCGUGUUAGUCGAAAGCAGGGUCGCGAUUGUAUUGAACGACUUGGUACAUGGAAAACAAAAAUGUGGUAUUGUCAAUGUGAUAAUAAAGAUGGAUGUAAUGGAAGUACAAAUAUAAGAGUUUCGUCUCUAACAAUUCUGUUUGGUAUUAUAAUCUUUUUCUAUUCGCAAUCAAUACAAACUAUUCAAUAG
This is a messenger RNA of Rotaria socialis, 435 nucleotides long. Lineage: Eukaryota; Metazoa; Rotifera; Eurotatoria; Philodinida; Philodinidae. The record is from the annotation of a GenBank genome assembly.